AAAAUAUUAUAAAUCACAACAUAAAAUAAGGAGUUGCAUAAAUUGGUACAAGUGUAGUAAUUGAGCUUCAAAACCCUAUCUCUCUCACACACAAAUUGGCAUUCAAUUUUAGUGUGAUUCGCUCUGCAUAUUCUGGGAACUAUGGCAUCAAAACUACCUAUAGUGAAAGCAAAGGCUGUUGAAGCUUCAAAUAUCUUGACCAAGAAUGCAUGUGCAUACUACAAGCAGAUGAUGGAGAAGAACAAGCAAUACAUUCAAGAGCCACCUACUGUGGAGAAAUGUCAGCAUUUGGCGAAACAAGUGUUCUACACUCGCUUAGCUAGUAUUCCUGGUCGUUAUCAAGCAUUCUGGAAGGAACUUGAUGAUGUCAAGAACUUGUGGAAGCACAGACAGGAGCUGAAAAUUGAGGAUGCUGGCAUUGCCGCUCUUUUUGGGCUAGAAUGUUUUGCUUGGUUUUGUGCCGGGGAGAUUGUGGGACGAGGGUUCACGAUUACUGGUUAUUAUGUCUAAGUCUCCCAAAUAUUAGGUUUCAAAGGAAUGACUUAUAUCAUUGUCGAUAAAAGAUCGUUGUCAAUCUCUAACUUGUGCGGGAUAACACGCACCCAUGAGAUACAGAUUUUCAAAUUUCAUGUUUGGCAAGUACAAUUUACGUAGGGGAUGAGCCUUUCUGCUAUAGAUGUCAAAGGCUGAGGUAGGAUCCAUAUAUUUGCUUCAAUAAGGCAGCUUCGAGCAUGUUGUAUUCAUGAUUACUGUUUCUUGUUCAUAUUUAUUUCCUUGGCUGGAAUCAAAAUCAGUCCUACGAGACUUGGUAGAUGAA
Molecule: messenger RNA, 817 nt
Organism: Lycium ferocissimum
Lineage: Eukaryota; Viridiplantae; Streptophyta; Magnoliopsida; Solanales; Solanaceae
Exons: 3
Coding region: 142-510 (122 amino acids)
Biological process (GO): proton motive force-driven ATP synthesis
Molecular function (GO): proton transmembrane transporter activity
Source: RefSeq, a predicted model, not a curated record